AUGGUUUUCAUUUUAAUUUUGCUAGUAUUUCUGACAAACCUUGUCUUUUCUGCUUUCAGAUUAAAGAUUUUCUUACUGAGGCUCCAUCUUCCAGCAAACGCUGUGGGAAUCAGUGAUGUCUUCCUCUAGGACUGUUUCAAACACUUCUGUCAUCAUUCACCCUCCAGGUUUCUACAUUGUUGGAUUUGAGUCAUUUCCCUUCAUAUCUGUGUAUUUCAUCUUCCUGGCAUUUGUUUAUAUAUUUUCAGUGAUGUUUAACUGUUUGCUGAUUUAUACAAUUGCUGUGAGUCACAGUUUGCACACUCCAAAAUUCUUGGCCAUCACCAACCUGGCAGUGAUAGAUUUAGUGCUUAACUCCUGCACCAUUCCUGGCAUGAUAAAGAUUUUUCUCAUUAAAGACAAUUUUAUUCCGUUUAACCUGUGUCUUGUUCAGAUGUUUGUAUAUUAUGCAUUUGCAGCUCUGGAGUCUUAUGCACUCACUAUACUGGCCUAUGACAGGCUGAUUGCUAUAUGUUUCCCCUUCAGGCAGAACUCAAUCAACACAGUGCGCAGCAUGUGCUGGAUUAUUUUUGCUUCUUGGUGUUUUAUUGUGGGAAUUAUAACGUUUUCUGUAAGCUCAAUGACUCGACUGUCUUUUUGCAACUCUGUCAGGGUGUUCAGUUAUUUCUGUGACUAUGCACCUGUGUUUCGACUUGCCUGUAACGAUUAUUCACUGCAGUGGUCGGCAUCUUCAUCCCUCUCUGUUCUGACCCUGGGAGGACCUUUCAUUUUCAUCCUGCUCUCCUAUGUGAGCAUCCUGGUGACUGUGUUCAAGAUGAAAUCUGUGGACCGACGAGUGAAAACUUUGGCCACAUGUGUUGAACAUAUUAUUGUUGUUGCUAUAUUUUAUAUUCCUCUCCUUGUUAUUUUCAGCAUUGGGUUUUUUUCAAGGGUAGUGGACCCAGAGAAGAGAGUUCUGAGUCUGUCGCUGGCAUCUUGCAUGCCUCCUUGCAUUAAUCCUAUUGUUUAUUCUCUAAAAACUGAGGAGAUUAAAAUCAGAACACUAGUUUUGUUUAGAAAAACCAAAGUUAAUACAAAAUUCUAAUACAAUCCUUGCAGACGUUACAGUGACAAACUG
Poecilia latipinna (sailfin molly) is the source of this 1117-nucleotide messenger RNA. Its product is annotated as olfactory receptor 52K1-like. Lineage: Eukaryota; Metazoa; Chordata; Actinopteri; Cyprinodontiformes; Poeciliidae. Gene Ontology annotation, biological process: detection of chemical stimulus involved in sensory perception of smell; G protein-coupled receptor signaling pathway. Gene Ontology annotation, cellular component: membrane. The record is from RefSeq and is a predicted model, not a curated record. The coding region runs from base 116 to 1084 and encodes 322 amino acids. The transcript has a single exon. Gene Ontology annotation, molecular function: odorant binding; G protein-coupled receptor activity; olfactory receptor activity.